This is a messenger RNA of Silurus meridionalis, 6653 nucleotides long. It is a transcript of the gene myo15b, whose product is annotated as myosin XVB. Lineage: Eukaryota; Metazoa; Chordata; Actinopteri; Siluriformes; Siluridae. The record is from RefSeq and is a predicted model, not a curated record. Gene Ontology annotation, cellular component: cytoskeleton; myosin complex. Gene Ontology annotation, molecular function: cytoskeletal motor activity; protein binding; ATP binding.
AUUAGGGAUGCCAUUGCCAAGGCCCUCUACUCUGUGCUCUUUGACUGGCUGCUGGAGCGCAUCAAUGAGUGGCUAAUCCCCACAGAGAUGGACAGCACCGUUGGCAUCGUGGACAUUUAUGGGUUUGAGGACCUCGGUGUGAACAGCUUUGAGCAACUGUGCAUCAAUUUUGCCAAUGAGCAGAUACAACAAUUCAUGAACAAGGCAAUAGUGUCACAGGAACAGGAGGAAUACAAGACUGAGCAGAUUCCAUGGUAUCCAGUGACUCUCCCGAAUUUCCAUCCCUGUUUGGAGCUCAUUUCUGCUCGGCCUUAUGGCAUCCUCCGGAUACUGGAUGACCAAACGUGUCUGCCUCAGGCUACAGACCACACCUUUCUGCAGAAAUGUCACUAUUACCAUGGCAACAGUCCCUACUAUGCCAAGCCCAAGAUUCCGCUGCCUGUCUUUACUGUGUAUCACUAUGCAGGAGCCGUUACUUACCAGGUUCACAACUUCCUGAAUAAAAACCAUAACCAAUUUCGUGCAGAAGUAUUAGAGCUCUUUGCACGCAGCAGGUUACAGAUGGUUUCAGGUCUUUUUCGUAAAGUGCAGGAACACUCCAUCCACCAGAAACAGUUGCGUGCCAGAGGGAGAGGAAACCGGCAUCAGGCCUCAACUGUAGCUGCACACUUUCAACAAUCACUCGCCGAACUCAUCACUCGACUGAACAGGUGUAAAAAUACAUUUAUUCGGUGUUUUAAGCCAAACUAUUUGAAGCUCUGUGGAAUAUUUGAUGUGGAGUACAUCACCACACAGCUAAAACAUGGAGGAAUCCUAGAGACAGUUAAAAUUAGAAAACAAGGAUUUCCUAUUCGUAUGACAUUCAAGUAUUUCAUGGAGAGGUACGGUGUGCUGUUAGCACAGCGGGAUGUGGACCUUUGUGAUAAAGAACAGGUAGUUUCCUUGCUGGAGUUCAUUGGUGCUGAGGACACUCAGUAUCAAAUAGGGUUGAACAAGGUGUUCAUGAAGGAAUCACUGUACCAGCAAAUAGAGCAGAAAUGGAGCAGCACUCAGACCUGGGCAGCCAUCACUCUUCAGAGGAACAUCCGUGGCUUUAUCUGCAGACGCAACUUCCGUUUCUUCAAGCAGAAAGCCAUUAUUCUUCAGUCCCACAUCAGGGGUCACCAGGCCAGAAAGUAUUACAAAAGACUGAAGCAGUCCUUUACGCAAUUCUGGGCAGCUAUUAUGAUUACUAGAAAUACAAUCAAGAGACGAAAGUGGAGGGAACAUAACAAGAGAACCAGAGCGAAACAGGUGGUCCAAUCAAAGUCUAUCUAUUCAGGGAUGGAUGUGGGAUUGCUGGAGAUCCCAGCUGAUCUUUCAGCUCGAUUGCGUAGCGCAGCAGGGCGUCCACAGGUGUCAGGGGUCACAGAGGUAGCUCCUCCACAGGUCAAGGCCGAGCAUCGCCUAUCCCUGCCUCCUGAUAUCGACAACUAUCCAUUCUCUCGAUAUGCCGGAACAGUUCUUAAGGAUGGAUGGUGCCAGCCUCAGGGUCAGUCCCUGCAGAGACCCCUCACCUCUCUGGAGCCAGGGGAUGCCCGCUUAGCUCUGGAGAUAUACAAACUGAUUAUCCGCUUCUGUGGAGACUCAGAGAUGACAGGAUGGCAGGAGCAGAUGUUGGGGAAUUACAUAGUGGAGAAAGGCCAGAGCAGACCUUCACUCAGGGACGAGAUCCUGGCUCAGCUAGCCUAUCACAUAUGGGGUUGUGAGGGUGAGGAAGGCUCACAAAGAGGCUGGUUUCUCCUGGCAUCCUGUCUCAGUGCCUUCACACCGUCCCCUUCACAGGAUAAAGCUCUGCUCAAGUAUGUGUCAGACCAGGGCCCAGGUGAAUAUCGUUCUCUGUGUCAGCAUAAGCUUCUCACAUCUCUCGAACUGCCACCUCCUGCCUGUAGACAACACCCACCUACGCAGCUCGAAUGGACUGCCAAUCAGAGAAAGGGGAAGAUGGUUGUUGAGGUGAACACCUUCAAUGAGGAGAAGCUAACAGCAGAAGUUGAAUCCUGGACCACAGGAGAACAACUGGCAUCCUGGCUCAUGAGCUUUAGAGGUGUGCCUGAGCUUCAGCGGGGCUGGUCCGUGUCUCUGCUAGCUGGUGAAAGCUGGUCUGAUCUAAAUGGCUGUGAGUAUGUGAUGGACCUGCUGGCUUGUGCUGAGACUGAAGUUCCAUUAGGACAAACAUCUGCACAUCCUGAUUAUCUUUUUAGUGACAUGGGUGACGGGAUGAUGGCCUCUGAGUUGGAUGACUUUAUCCCCCCGGCCCCGUCCAUGCAGGCUCCUGGCCUGCCUCCUUCUGAAGCUUCUCAGUGGGGAAAUUAUGGUCAAUACAGCACAUCUGAGGGACCCCAAGCGCCUAAGCUGGAUUCCUAUGUGGAUGACCUUUUUGAUCCUGUGCUGGAUCAGGGACCUCCAGACUUUGAGCGAACGGCCAUGCUGAAUCGCAGGAUGAGGGGAGGAGGAGGGAUGCACCCUAGCAUGUAUAGUGGAACAGGUGUUCCAAUGUCAAUGCCAGCUUAUAAUAUGGGAAUGGCCAUGAAUCCAGCCAUGCCAGCUUAUGCAGCCACACCAAUGAUGCCAAACAUGAUGGGUGGAGUUGCACAAAUGCCUAUGAUGCCACCUAUGCCAGCUAUGAUGAUGCCAGGUGCAAUGCCACAACCUUCAAUGCCCACCAGUGCUGCAGCCCUCACCCCCCAGCAGCUCGCUGAACAGCAGCAAGCUUUCAUCAACCAACAAGCGUUACUCAUGGCCCAGCAGAUGACCUUGCAGGCAAUGACACUGUCCCAACAACAGCAGCAGGAGCAGCUGCAAAAACAGCUCAAACAACAACAGCAGCAGGAGCAGCUGCAAAAACAGCUCAAACAACAACAGCAGCAGAGUCCUCAACCUCAGAGUUCACAGAGCACCAUCCCUAAAGAAGAGCCCAUUCAUACCACAGCACCUAAACCCAACAAUCCACCUGUGCAGCAUAGCAUCCCAGCGGUAGAGCAACCUACAACAGAAGGCAACACUGCCACAGCGCAGAGGCCAGAAUCCUUUUAUGAGAAGAGGGCCUUCUUUCAGAAGAUUGGAACCCAAGAAGCUAAAUCAAAGCCCCAACCGAAGGUCGCUAAACCACUUAUCUAUGCAUCUCCACCAACCAUACACGCCUUAGAUCCAUCUCCGUUGAAGCAGGAAGUGAAGCCACUUCCAGAACCUAGUAAACCACCAGAGUCACCAAAAGUGGAGCCUGAAUCCCCUCCAUUGUCACCUUCGAAACCAGAACCCAGCAGCAAUAUUCGGGAUAUUAUCCGGCAGUACCAGAACCGGCCUCCUCCGGAGCCCAAGGCUUUUGAACCUGUCAGAAUUUCUGCCAAGCACUUUGUGAAAAAAAGCGACCCAAAAGAGGAGGCACUGGCCAUUCUCAAAGUUAAAGGACCAGGUUCUUCACCGAAGAAACAAUGGGUUCCUCCUCCAGCGCAAAAAAAAGAGCCGCUGUUUCCUCAUCCUCCUCCACCACCUUCAUCUCAGGCUAAAAAGGGUCCUCGUUCUAUUUCCAACAACAUGAAACAGAAGCAGCGCUCUUUAGCUGACCUCUUUGGCUCCCAGCGCUCUCAAGCCCCUCCCAUUCCUCCUUCAGAACCUGCUCCUAUUCUCCCAAAUACCAUUCCUGACCCUCCUCCAAUGGCCGCUCCUGGACUAAAUCAGCUUCAGAGAAUGGCCAAUGAAGAGAGUGUUCGCUCUCAGCUACACAAAUUUUCAGCCAGUGUCUACUUCUCUUAUUCACGCAUGCCUGGGAAACUCUUCUUGCGAAAAGAGUUGUUCUACCCUAGAGAGAAGUUCACCCACCCAUACAUCCUGAAUUUGCUGUGUGAGCAGAUUAUGAGAGAUACCUACUCAGAUGCCUGUCUGCGAAUUUCACGUGAAGAGCGCCGUAAAAUGAAAGAUUUGCUCGCACGCUUCCAUGUUGGAACGAACAUCAGCACUGUGCCGGAUGACUCCAUGAAGAAGAGGGUUGUCAUGGCAGCCAGAGACAACUGGGCAAAUUAUUUUACACGUCUCUUCCCUGUGAAGGGUGGAAAUGGAGGCGAUACUCAGAUUGUUGGUGUUUCUCAUCGGGGCAUCAAAAUGCUGAGAAUAGUCAGGGCAUCAGGCAUAAACCCAAAACACCUCAAACUGCUCCAGAGUUACAGCUAUGCAGAAAUAUUGUCUGUGGAGCAGAAGGGUGCCGAGACCGUUUCAAUCAACUUGAAAAGCGACGAGCUGCGGCUACACUCUCCGCAAGCUCCUCAGAUUGCUCGUGUAGUGCGCCUUUUCCUCAGCGAGCUGACCAAGGGUUCCGAGUAUGUUGUUGCACUAAAGAGCUAUGUGACAGAUGACAAGAGCCUGCUUAGUUUCCAAAAAGGUGAUGUCAUCAAACUGCUGCAAAUGGAUGGCCUCCAGGAUGGAUGGAAAUUUGGCUCGACCAGAGGCCGAUCUGGUCUUUUCCCAGCUGAUAUCACUCAGCCUUCUGCACCUCCAGACUACCACAGCAUGUCAGUGGAACGUCAGAUCGAGAGGAAAAAAAGCAUAAGGAGGUCUCGCACCUCCUCGGUGGCCCCUGAUGGACGCUCGACCCGCAAUAGUAUGAGUGUGGAGUCAGUAGCCAGUGAGCGCAGUGUUGAGGUGGGGUCAGUCCGCAGCUCAGAGAUAGACCCCCAACAGUACCACAUGACUGAGUUUGCCCAGAAGUACUUCAGAGAGGCUGUUCUGAGGUCAAAUGAGAGAGGCCAACCCAGUGGACUUAGAGAGCUUGAACAGAUGGUGCAAUACACAGCAGAGCCUAUCAGUGAGUCUCUAAUCCUGUUUUCAGACAACGAGCUCAGUGUUCUGGGUGUCCAGUCUUUCAUGCACGUGAUGCAGUUUAUGAAUGACCAGCCUUUAAGGAAGGAGCAGACAGAGGACAAAUGUGCCAGUUUAAUUCUACAGCUUGGGAAAGAGAAGGAGUUUCUCCGGGAUGAGCUUUACUGCCAGAUCAUCAAACAGACCUCCAACAAUCCACACAAGGAGAGCUGUGCACGUGGCUGGCUUUUGCUAAACCUGAUCACUGGCUUCUUCCCAUGUUCCUCGACAUUACUUCCGUAUGUGAUGCGCCAUCUACAGAGAUGCAGUCAGGACUCCAACCAUCCGUACCGAGAGAAGGCUAAAGCAUGUGAGGAUAAUCUCAAGCAUUCAGUCACCUAUGGAGGACGCAGAUAUAUUCCUUCUAAUAUGGAGAUGGAAGCCAUUUUGACAGGUCGGGGCACUCGACGGUUGCCAAUUCUACUACCGGGUGAAGUGGAGUUCCCAUGCAAAGUUCGCAGCUUCAGUGUGGCGUAUGAGGUUGUGAAAGAUAUUUGCACAGAGAUGAGUGUGAAUAAUCCCGCUGAGGUGGACGAAUUCUCUCUCCUGGCCACCCGGGGACAGGAUGGACAAGUGCGUCCCAUUCACCCAGAUGAGUAUGUGUUUGACUUCCUGCUGGAUGAUGGCUCAAUCUCGCUCUCGUUCCGUCGGCUUGCCUGGAAACAUCCCUUGCAUUUUGAGAACGAACUCUACAUCGAGUUUCAUUACCAUCAGAUCGUGGCUGAUUAUCUGAGUGGGAAACUGCUCCUGCCUGGUAACAGCGCCAUACUUCAGCAGCAGGUGGCAGAGUUGGCUGCACUUCAGCACCUCGCUCUGGGAUUCGAUCAAAAGCCUACACCGCAAGAGCUUAAGCAGUACGUCCCUCUUCUGGAUGGCAUCAGUGCCAAUGAUCAAAAUCUGCACAGUGCUACACUGAGACAGUUUUCUCUCAUUGCAAAUGUCAAGUCUGCUGAAGCUAAAACACGCCUCAUCAAAACUCUCAGUUCACUGAACCUUUUUGGCUCAAACAUAUUCAUGGCUCAGAAAGUCAGCCACAAAGGAUGUCCAUCACCCUGUGUGGUGGCAGUCAACUAUGAAAGUAUCAACAUUCUUCACCCCCAAUCACAGAAGCCAGCCUUAACCAUUGCACUGGAAGAAGUGCAGUCCUUGCGCUCUGUCACUCCCAAGAAAGAAAAAGUGCCAGCGGCAGAGAUCAGCUAUGGCGACCCAUCACGUGGUAACACCAUCACAAUUUAUCUGAAACAGGCAAGGGAGCUUUGCCAUAUCAUUGCUAUAAUCAUGGACCUAAUGAGACCUUCCAGGAAUCGCACAUGAACAUUUUAGUACACCUUCAGCUUGUUGAUGAUCUAAAAAGUUAUUACUAAUGUUUAAAACAAAUUAACUUUAAAACAUAUUGUGAGCAUCUGCAAAAAAGUUCAUUGAAAAACAACGAAUAGCAAUCUGGAAUGUGAUUACUUUAAUUUAUGUCUUUUAUUCUAAAAACUUUCUCACCAACCUGAAAUGUCCCAAAUUUUAAUGAAUUUUAACUGGACUAAACUAAAUGUUUUAUAUAAAGGUGUGUUUGUGUUUAAUUAUUUACAGAAGAAUAAUAAAGGCAAGUGUAAAGCCCUUAUUUUAGAUUUCAUUAUUCUGAGAACAAAAUAAAAAAUAUAUACCUCCUUGAUAUGUCUAUUUAUGUCUUCAACACUGAAAAUAAAUAAAUAAAUAAAUAAAUAAAUAAAUAAAUAAAUAAAUAAAUAAAUGUAUAUACUGGUGAUGUA